This is a messenger RNA of Nomascus leucogenys (northern white-cheeked gibbon), 2151 nucleotides long. It is a transcript of the gene LAT2, whose product is annotated as linker for activation of T cells family member 2. NCBI's taxonomy places the organism in Eukaryota, Metazoa, Chordata, Mammalia, Primates, Hylobatidae. Gene Ontology annotation, biological process: B cell receptor signaling pathway; calcium-mediated signaling; B cell activation. Gene Ontology annotation, cellular component: plasma membrane. The transcript has 10 exons. The record is from RefSeq and is a predicted model, not a curated record. Bases 623 to 1243 code for a protein of 206 amino acids.
ACAGGUGUGAGCCACCACGCCGGGCCUAGAGUGUGUGCUUUUUUAAGGAAUUGCAAACACUCCCUGGGACCGGCAGGUGGGAGGCAGCCUCAUUGUCACUCCUGGCUGAAAUAAUUUACCCCAAGUCACUGCUGGGUCCCUGAGCACCUGCCCUCAUUCACCCUCAUGCCCCGGAAUCUCAGGGCUGCCUCCACAGCCCUGUCCACAGACCCCUCCUGACCCGUCUCCAGGGGCCUGGGACCCCCCUGGCAGGAUGUGGCCCUGUUGAGGCCACGUCGGCGAUGGGUCUGGCUGAGAGCCGGGCUCCAGCCCAGGGCCGUGUGUGAGGGGUGGGCACCCAGUGCACGGAGGGGCCAGAGAAUGGGGGUAGCAGGGGGAGCCGUGAGAAUGAGGCCUGAAAGGGCAGCAGUUCCUCCCCACUGUCGCCCUGGUCCGUCCCUCCGCUUUCCCUCCUCGUCCCUGCCUGUCCCUCUCCUGUCCCUGUGUUCUUGUGGGAGCUGUGGGAGGCCAGGCCCAGGCUCAGCACAGCCCAUGCAUUUCCAGGCGUGAGGACCAACAGAGCUUUACGGGGUCCCGGACCUACUCCUUGGUCGGGCAGGCAUGGCCAGGACCCCUGGCGGACAUGGCACCCACAAGGAAGGACAAGCUGUUGCAAUUCUCCCCCAGCCUGGAGGGUGAGUGGCACAGGGCAGGGACAGGCCUAGCCAAGCUGGGACUAAGACAGGCGAAAACCCCGUGUGACAGGUGUCGAGUAGUGGGGGCUGCAGGGCCAGAUCCAGCAUCUUCCAGGUACCAGAACUUCAGCAAAGGAAGCAGACACGGGUCGGAGAAAGCCUACAUAGACCCCAUUGCCAUGGAGCAUUACAACUGGGGGCGGUUCUCGAAGCUCCUGGAAGAUGAUGAUGCCAAUUCCUACGAGAAUGUGCUCAUUUGCAAGCAGAAAACCAGAAAGACAGGUGCCCGGCAGGAGGGCAUAGGUGGCCUCUGCAGAGGGGACCACAGCCUGUCGCUGGCCCUGAAGACUGGCCCCAUUUCCGGUCUCUGUCCCUCUGCCUCCCCGGAAGAAGAUGAGGAAUCUGGGGAUUAUCAGAACUCAGCAUCUAUCCAUCAGUGGCGCGAGUCCAGGAAGGUCAUGGGGCAACUCCAGAAAGAAGCAUCCCCUGGCCCGGUGGGAAGCCCAGACGAGGAGGAGGACGGGGAACCGGAUUAUGUGAAUGGGGAGGUGGCGGCCACAGAAGCCUAGGGCAGACCAAGAAGAAAGGAGCCAAGGCAAAGAGGGACCACUGUGCUCACGGACCCGUCGCUGCUUCCAAGGACCAUUUCCCAGAGCUACUCAACUUUUAAGCCCCUGCCAUGGUUGCUCCCGGAAGGAGAACCCGCCACCCUGAGGACCGCCUGGCCAAGCGUGCACAGCCCGGGAAAGGACAGUUACCCAUGGGAGCUGCAGCCCCGUCACCAAGCCCUCUCCCGACCCGGGCUUUGUGGGGCAGGCACCUGGUACCGAGGGUAACCCGGCUCCUGGUAUGGACAGAUGCGCAGGAUUUAGGAUAAGCUGUUGCCCAGUCCCCAUAACAAAACCACUGUCCAACACUGGUAUCUGUGUCCUUUUGUGCUACGAAUUUGGAUUCCUAAUUGCUAUUGUUGGUUGCUGGUGUUUCAAAUGAUUGAUAAGCUUCUACAGUUAACUUACAGAGGGGGAGCCAUAUUUAAUAUUCUGGAUUUCAGAGUAGAGAUUUCUGUGUUGUCUCCUAGAAACCAUUACACGUAGUUUAUUUCAGCAUCCUGGUUGGGUGGGGCCCUAGCUCUCUUCCCCUUUGGUGGGACCUCUCCUUUCUUUGGGCUUCAGUUCACUCAGGAAGAAAUGAGGCUAUCGCCAUCUUUAUGCGCUUCCAGUGGAAAUGUCACUUGCUACAGACAAUAGUGCGUGAGAGUCUAGAGAAGUAGUGACCAGAACAGGGCAGAGUAGGUCCCCUCCAUGGCCCUGAAUCCUCCUCUGUUCCAGGGCUGGCCUCUGCAGAGCUGAUUAGACAGUGUUGUGACUGUCUCAUGGGAAGAGCUGGGGCCCGGAGGGACCUUGAGUCAGAAAUGCCACCAGAAAAAGUAUCUCCUUCAACCAAAACAUCUCAAUAAAACCAUUUUAGUUGAAAAGCA